This is a messenger RNA of Orbicella faveolata, 2901 nucleotides long. RefSeq lists its product as uncharacterized. Gene Ontology annotation, molecular function: calcium ion binding. The record is from RefSeq and is a predicted model, not a curated record. NCBI's taxonomy places the organism in Eukaryota, Metazoa, Cnidaria, Anthozoa, Scleractinia, Merulinidae.
AUGGGUUAUUGCAUGACCAAGCCAACAACAGUGUCGAACCUGUCACCAACCACCACACUGCCACGAACUACCGUGCCACCACCACCAGACGUCCAAGUACAAAGUACAUCAAGUUGUAAUUUACAGCCUCAUUUAUUCAUUUCCACAGGGAACUAUUCAACAACCUCUGUUAUAUCACCAACACCAGUCCACGCAAGUGCAACUAUUUCUGCUGUUACACCUACACCAGAUUCUUGUUCCUACAGCUUAACUGACGUGAGAGGAAAUUUCACUAGUCCAGAUUAUCCCCAACAUUAUGCACACGAUCUGGACUGUUCCUGGACAAUCACUGUAUCAGCCGGCUACUAUGUUUAUCUCCACUUUGAACAUUUCCACCUGGAAGAUGGUGGUAGUCACUGCCCAUAUGACUACGUACAAAUAUUUGACGGGAGCUUAGCAUCGAACCCUAUAACAACAAAACGCUGCGCUUAUCAAGAUUCUUGGUGUGUUUACAGCCACAGCAAUGUCGUCACUAUUACCUUAAUAACGGAUGGAUCAGUAUCCCACCCAGGUUUCAGCGCCUAUUACGAAAGAGUCCAUCAGACUUAUCCAAACUGCUCUGUUGUCAAUACAACUGAACCUCCAAGUCCUGUUUGGACGACAGCUCCAACACCUACAUCAGAUUCCUGUUUCUACCGCCUAACAGACCUGCAAGGAAGCUUCACGAGUCCAAAUUACCCAUACUACUACCCACACUCUCUUGACUGCACCUGGAUAAUUACCGUAACACCCGGCUACUAUGUUUACCUGUACUUUGAAAAUUUCCAUUUGGAGGGUAGUCGCUAUAGCUGCCCGUAUGAUUACGUGCGGAUAUAUGACGAAGUCGAUCAGUGGAACCCCAUCAUACCGAAAUACUGCGAUUAUCACGAUUCUUGGUGUGUCUACAGCAACACCAGCGUACUGCAUGUUCGUUUUAUAACUGAUGGGUCAGUUGCCUACUCUGGUUUCAUCGCCCAUUAUCAAAGAGUCCACCAGAGACUCUCGUACUGCCCGGUCAUUGGUGGAUAUACGACUGCUAGCAUCUUACCGAGUUCAUCCAGUCAAACGGUAUCUUCCAGUUCAGUAUCGCCGUAUUCACCAGAAUGUUCCCACCACUCGUACCUGGAAGACUCCGUCAGAGGAAUGGGAUUUUAUAAUGGAUACUACGGUUAUUACCAAUGCGAUAAUUAUCUUCCAUUUGGUUGGUACCGGUUUCGAGGGGCGGCGGGGACUGAGAUGCCCACAUCAUGCGUAGGCAAAAAUCGAUGCAGUUCGCAUGCGCCGGGCUGGUUGAAUGACUCGCAUCCCUCUGUAGCUGACGGAGCUGUGCAUGCUACAGUGUGCUUUCAUUGGAGUUCUGGAUGCUGUGCCUGGUCUACGAGCAUUCGUGUUCGUAACUGCGGUGGAUUUUACGUGUACGAACUUGGUCCACCACCAGCCUGCUGGUUACGCUAUUGUGGAAAUGGAGGAGCAAACUAUUCAACCACCUCUAUUAUAUCACCUACACCAGUCCACGCAAGUGCAACUGUUUCUGCUGUUACACCUACACCAGAUUCUUGUUCCUACAGCUUAACUGACGUGAGAGGAAAUUUCACCAGUCCAGAUUAUCCCCAACAUUAUGCACACAAUCUGGACUGUUCCUGGACAAUCACGGUAUCAGCCGGCUACUAUGUUUAUCUCCACUUUGAACAUUUCCAUCUGGAAGAUGGUGGUAGUCACUGCCCAUAUGACUACGUACAAAUAUUUGACGGGAGCUUAGCAUCGANGGAGCAUCUUGAUGUUCAAGCAUACAGCGUCUCCUUACCUCCGCCGCAAGUUUCAAUCACAAGUGCGGUACAGUGCUCCGCCACCCACACUGCAACUGCAACAGCAACUACAGCGACAACUACAGUAGCGACAACCACGUCAAAUGCUGAACCUCCAAGUCCUGUUUGGACAACAUUUCCAACAACUACACCAGAUUCCUGCUUGUACAACUUAACAGACCUGCAAGGAAGCUUCAUGAGUCCAAAUUACCCAUACCUCUAUCCACACUAUCUUGACUGCACCUGGAUAAUUACCGUAACACCCGGCUACUAUGUUUAUCUGUACUUUGAAAAUUUCCAUUUGGAGGGUAGUCGCUAUAGCUGCCCGUAUGAUUACGUGCAGAUAUUUGACGAGGACAAUCAGUGGGACCCCAUAAUACCGAAAUACUGCGAUUAUCACAAUCCUUGGUGUAUCUACAGCAACACCAGCGUGCUGCAUGUUCGUUUUAUAACUGAUGGGUCAGUUGCCUACUCUGGUUUCAUCGCCCAUUAUGAACAAGUCUACCAAAGACUCUCGUCCUGCCCUGGAAUAUCCACGGCCAGCAUCUCUCCGACUUCAUCCAGCCAAACUGUAUCUUCCAGCUCAGUAUCGCCAUAUUCAUCAGAAUGCUCCAACCACUCGUACCUGGAAGACGCCGUUAGAGGAAUGCACUUUUCUGGAUACAACGGUUAUUACCAGUGCGAUAAUAAUCUUCCAUUUGGUUGGUAUCGGUUUCGCGGGGCAGCGGGAACUGAGAUGUCCACUUCAUGCGUAGGCAAAAAUCGAUGCAGUUCGCAUGCGCCGGGCUGGUUGAAUGGCUCGCAUCCCUCUGUAGCUGACGGAGCUGUGCAUGCUACAGUGUGCUUUCACUGGAGUUCUGGAUGCUGUCACUGGUCUACGAACAUUCGUAUUCGUAACUGCAGUGGAUUUUACGUGUACGAACUUGGUCCAACACCAACCUGUUGGUUACGCUAUUGUGGAAAUGGAGGAGCGAACUAUUCAACCACCUCUGUUAUAUCACCUACACCAGUCCACGCAAGUGCAGCUGUUUCUGCUGUUACACCUACACCAGGUAUUUGGUUCUCAUUAUUGCUAUAA